UCCACCAGCACUUCUACCUUCUCUUUACUCUCAUCCCUCUUGUGUGUUGCAGGUUUACCUCCACCCCAGAAAGAUGACUGUCUCCAGCCUGUGGUAUCCAGAAUGCGGGGUGGCCCGGCCUAGUCCAGUUACUGGCAGCUCCAACGAGCCGUGCGUUAGGCAGUGCCCUGACUCUGAAGUGGUGAUCAGACCCUCACCUGUUGUUGUGACCCUCCCUGGACCAAUUGUCAGCAAUUUCCCUCAGCAGAGUGAAGUAGCAGCCGUAGGAGCACCUGUGGUGGGAGCCGGUUUGGGGGGCUCAUUUGGUUGGGGGGGAUUGCGUGGCCAUGGAGGCCUUUACGGAGGGUUGUAUGGUUUAGGGAGGUUAGGUGGUUAUAGUGACCAUUAUGGUUAUGGGGGAUUAUUGGGCCAUGGGGGAUACUGUGGUUACCCAGGUCUUUACGGUUAUGGGGGAUUAUUGGGUUAUGGGGGACACUGUGGUUACCCGGGCCUUUAUGGUUCCGGGGGAUUAUGGGGGUAUGGGGGAUAUGGCCGUAGGUCUCUUGGUGGAUAUUGUGGGCCAUGUUAAACCCAGCAGGAACACCCACAGAAGAAGGAAGAACCAGGAAAUGAACAGCAAGAUACAGAUUCACCCCUGAGCUUUUGGGCAUGGCUUUCAGAAGUGCUGGGCAAACAGGGCUCCAGCUGAACCCAGUGGGAGCUCUGUGUGCUCAGCACCUUGGCCUGACAGCCGUGCUGCAUUUCUAAUGUUACGCUUUAGGACUCUUUCUGCCAAGG
This is a messenger RNA of Gopherus evgoodei (Goodes thornscrub tortoise), 777 nucleotides long. RefSeq names its product claw keratin-like. Gene Ontology annotation, cellular component: intermediate filament. The record is from RefSeq and is a predicted model, not a curated record. The transcript has a single exon. Gene Ontology annotation, molecular function: structural constituent of cytoskeleton. Lineage: Eukaryota; Metazoa; Chordata; Testudines; Testudinidae. Bases 74 to 568 code for a protein of 164 amino acids.